Messenger RNA from Pseudomyrmex gracilis, 786 nucleotides. It is a transcript of the gene CIA30, whose product is annotated as complex I intermediate-associated protein 30, mitochondrial. Gene Ontology annotation, cellular component: mitochondrion. Gene Ontology annotation, biological process: mitochondrial electron transport, NADH to ubiquinone; mitochondrial respiratory chain complex I assembly. The coding region runs from base 1 to 786 and encodes 261 amino acids. The record is from RefSeq and is a predicted model, not a curated record. The transcript is spliced from 4 exons. NCBI's taxonomy places the organism in Eukaryota, Metazoa, Arthropoda, Insecta, Hymenoptera, Formicidae.
AUGGUACAUUUAAGGAAUUAUAAAGACGGACUGAUGCUUAAAGCGCACUUUACAAUCGAUAAAAGACAGUUGCAUACAACCGCAAAUCUAUCGUGUUUUUAUGUGAGAGAUCGAAAAUACGGUUACAAAAAAUAUGACAAACCACCACCGGAACCUGAGAAGUUGAGCGUCUUUGGCCAAAUGCGCGAAGGAUGGCGCAAACUUAAAGAAGAAUUCGGUCUUUGGAUAGAAGAAAUGAAAGAAAAUUAUCAAACGGAUCCUAGUUUGAUAUACAGACGAGGUGAGGUCGAUGUUGUAUGGCGAUUCAAGGAUGAUCCGAAAUCGCUGGAUCAGUGGAUAGUAACAUGUGACAGUGAUUACAAUGAAGGCUAUUCGACAGCUAAAUUAGAAAUGUCUUCCAUUGGCACAGGUGUGUUUUCUGGUGUGCUGAGUAAUCGUUUGCCCAAAGAUGGCAGACUAGCCUACGCUGGCUACUGUAACAUUACCACAAUACCUAAAUACAAAUCUUUUAACCGUGAGGCGGCUUACGAUUGGUCGCCAGGUGGUCCAUAUUGGCAAUAUGUCAAAAUGCCAUUUUCCAAAUUUGUGUUUGUUAGUAGAGGCAGGAUACAGGACAAUCAAUACUCCAUUAUGCUUAACGACGUCAAGAACUUGGGCAUAACAUUAGCAGAUGAUGUUUCUGGUCAUUUCAGACUGGAAAUCGAUUACAUUGGUCUAGAGCAUGAUAUAUAUGAAUAUGAGGAGAAUGCUUACGAAACUUAUGAUUUUAAAGGAGUCAGAUUUUAA